AACAAAAGAAAAGCAGCUCUGCUGUGAGAGGCGACCAGGCGCACAGAGACUGAGAGAAAGCAGAGAGAAACUCCGUCAGGAGGGCGAGGACAUGCGUGUUUUUGCUGCUGCUGGAACAGGGAUUCAGCACACACGCGGCGUGCCGGGCUCGUUCGGGUUUGAGUUGUGUUUUGGGUCAAAGUGCGCAGAUCCGCGGAGAAGAAAACAACGGAGCCGAGCUGCAGCAGCUCCAGCCCACGCCUGGACAUGACUUUUCUGAAUGGAGUAAUAUGUCCAUCCAUACCGUCAUAUGAUGACAGCAUUUGAGUGAUCAGAUGAGAUGACGGCGGCUUUCUGUAAACAGAAGUGUUGUGUCUGUGGAAGGACUGUAGCAGAUCUACACGCCAGCGCACAGGCUCGCAGUUAGCUGAACCAUCCAGCCUCGUCUCCGUUCUCCUUCAGUUCACGAUGGCGUUCUCACGGCUGCUCUCUGUCUGUUUAUCACUGAUCAUCCUCAUCAGCGACUGUCAUGGUACCGCCAUCCCUCGCAUCACCUUUCCUCUGGACAGUCCAGGUCGACCUGUCGGCCUCUUCACUCCUCCAGAUGUUUAUAACUCCACCACACUGUUGCUGAGUGAAGAUGAAGAGACGCUGUUUGUUGGUGCCAGGGAUGCUCUCCUCUCUGUCAAUGUCAGUCAGAGGGGAGGCCUGGUCCUUAACCAGAAGCUCGACUGGUCACCCACAGAGAAAGACCUCAACGACUGUUCCAUGAAGGGCAAGAAGAAGACUGACUGUCCAAACUUUGUUCGAGUUCUGCAGGUGCUAAACUCCACCCAUAUGUACGCCUGUGGAACGUUUGCCUUCAGCCCUCGCUGCACCUACAUCAAUGCUGCACAGUUCUCACUGGUAACUGGCAGUAGGCCUGAAGAGGGCAGAGGUCGCUGCCCUUAUGACCCCUACCAGAAAAACACAGCCAUUACUGUGGAUGGAGAGUUAUACACUGGUACAGUAGCAGAUUACAGGGGCAAUCGACCCAUUAUCUCUCGUCAUCUGAGUGAAGGAGAACAUGUUGAUGUGAAGCUGGAUGAUACAAUGGGCUGGCUAGAAGAUCCCACCUUCAUCAGCUCCACCUUCAUUCCCAGUGAGGAGAAAGUCUAUUUCUUCUUCAGUGAGCUCGCCGGAGAGUAUGACUUCAUCAACAAGUUCACAGUGUCUCGCAUCGCUCAAGUUUGCACAAGUGAUGUUGGAGGUCAGCGUACCCUGCAGCGGCGCUGGACCACCUUCACCAAAGCUCAGCUCCUUUGCCAGGCAAACGGAGAGCUGCCUUACAAUGUUCUGCAGGACAUGACCACCCUUCAUCCACCAGAGGGAGCUUCUGAGGACGACACACUGUUCUACGGCAUCUUCAGCUCACAGUGGUCCGUGAACUCAGGUCGCUCUGCAGUGUGUGCAUUCAGACUCAGGGCCAUUAAAGACGUGUUUUCUGGAAACUACAAAUACCUGAACAGGGACACGGUGAAAUGGAGCACCCGAGUGCAGGAGAAGAUUGCCAACCCUGGAGAGUGUGGCCUCCACAAUGCCUCAGAUAACACCCUGCGCUUUGUGAAGGAGAACUUCCUGGCUGAUGAGAGUGUCCUACCUGUCAAUCAGGAGCUGACCAUUGUGUCACCUGAUCACCAGUACAGCAACAUUGCAGCUCAGAGAGUGCGGGCAGCUGGUGGGAAAGAUUACACCGUUCUGUACCUUCUCACAGAAACUGGCUACCUGCACAAAGCCGUGCUUCUGGAUAAAGGUGCCCACAUCAUAGAGGAGAUCCAGGUUUUCACAAAACCUCAGCCAGUGAAAAACCUCCUGCUGUCUGUCACCAAGGGUCUGGUGCUGGUGGGAACUUCUGAGGGAAUAGCGUCUGUACCAGUCUCAAACUGCUCGUACUACUCAAGCUGUGCUGAGUGUGUUUUAGCCAGAGACCCUUUCUGUGGCUGGGACCUCUCACGAAGAGCUUGUGUUGAUAUCAACUCUGUUAGGGAGAAUGUUGGUCAGGAUGUGGAAGGAGGAAACGUGUCUGAAGUGUGUAAACCCAGAUUACGCUCCUUCUCUCCGAAAUCUCCUGCAACCACGUGUCCUCCAGGUGAGCUGGUCUACGUGUCUCUGAAUGAAGUGGUCCAUCUGCGUUGCCCAGCUGCGUCCCACCUUGCCCAGCUGCACUGGGAGCGGCUCAACAGCCAGAUCUCACCCAAAAUCUACAUGCAGCACGAAGACGGCAGCCUCAGCUUCCUCGCCACCCCAUCCACCCUGGGGCAGUACCUCUGCCAGGCUGUGGAGAACGGUUUCACGCAGACCCUCUACGUUUACCAGGUCAGACAGAAGAGCAACCCCACCGUACAGCCUUCAACGCCCAGCAGACCACAGAUUACACGCACAUCUGAAAGUGGACAAGGAAGCACGGGUGCUACCACAAAAGGGGUGACCACACCACAGACUAAAGAUGAGACGAUGGAACCGAAGCCCACGACAAAGGUGCUGGUGCCCACCAUGCCUGCGAGAAAGACUCCAGCAGCGACCACAGGCAAGACCACCAGAAACAACGUCACCAUCAGGGAGGAAAAGCUGGAAAAGGAGAAAGUCAAAAGCCUUGAAGGGGAACGCCAACUUCUGGCUAAAAAUCCCAGCUACCUGCAGGAGCUGGUGGUGGUCUCUGUGCUGUUAGCAUUGUGCAUUAGCGCACUGCUAACCAUCGCGCUGUUCAGUUUCAGGCAGCGGUGUCACAUCAGGACAGCCCCUCACAGCCCAGGCUCACGAAGAGACGCAGAGAGGGCAGGGGAAGACGUGUCUCAUGAGAGAGAGGCUCUUAAGGGUAAUGCACCAGGGGCAGGAAAACAAAACGGACAUGCCCACGGCGUAGCAAAAUCUCCAAACUCCCUCAGCAAUGGAGCGCUAAAUGGCUCUAAUGGCCACCUGCCUAAUACGCCUAUCUGAGGCUGACUAAUGCCGUUUUUUGUUUGCUUGUUUGUUUGUUGUUUCCUUUACCUAGGGCUGCACAAUAUCAGUAAAAUAAAUUAUUAAAAUAAAAAUAAAAUUGCUGUUAGGACUGGUUCAAGGAAUACUUGAAUGAGUGUUAUUUUCAUACAUCAUUUCGAUUUGUUUCUGGAGACUUUGUAUUAUUUUAUCGAUAAUUAUAUCCAGGCGGUUUAAUUAGAUGAGACCUUUAAAUAGAACCGUUAUUGUUAAUAAACUAAAAAUAUUAAAGAAUGAAAAGAGUGUGGACACUCUAAUUAUAAUAAAUAUAUAAACUUGACAAUAUAUUUACUGCUUGACAAACUGGGCAUUUUCAUGGACCACUAAAAACUGGUAACUAAAAGAGUAAAAAUAUCUGAGAAAUUAGUUACUUUACAUUUUUGGACAAUACAAAAAAAUGACCAGUGCAGAAUGUGUGGUUAGUCAGAGGAAUCUUUAUAACUUAUUUUACCAACCUGCUUUAAUAUAAACAUCUGAUUUCAGUUCAUUUGCACUUUCACCUGUGUACACAAAAAAUACAUCACUAUUAAAAGAGCCCCCUCCUGGAUAUAUUUCGAACUGCAGUAAUUCAUAUUUGAGUACUGCUUCAGAAAUCCGGUAUUUAAGGCCUGUGAAACUCUGUGAAAAUCUGGCAGGCCAUAAUUGCUGCGUAUUAUGAAUUGAAAUUGUGAUAUGCCUUGUAAUAUUUUCAAAGCAUUUCGAAGUAUGUGUCAUGUGUGCUUAAAGCAUUGACCUGCAUUAUUUUUAGCAACGUUUUUAAAGUACAGACAGGUACUACUACCGAACAAACAAAUAUAUUGUGCAGUCCUAGAGGGAACUAUUCAGAAUCUGACUGAGUCUGUAUAGCCAAACAAAUGCUGAAGGUCAAGAGGUUCACCCAUCACCCAUCACCUGUUUCUGAGCCAUAACUGUCUUAGCUUGACCUGCAGUGGUGGUCCUCAUUAACAUCCACAUAACUUGCUACUUUUAGCCCAAGAGGGAAACCCUUUUCUUUUUUUUUUCUUUUUUCUGAGGUCAGCACAUCUCACCACAGCUCACAAGGACAAUUUGCCAUUAUUGGACGUGAUGCUGAGCUACUUUUUGCACUUUCUUAUGUAAACAUUUCUUCAGUCUGUACAUAUUUAACAUGUAAUUCAAUUCAAAGUGACAAAAGUGUUUUUUAUUAGUAGUAUAGAUGUGCACAUGGAAAAUGUCUAUACACCAACUGUCAAACAACGUUUGUGCUCAGCAACCCUGGUUAUAAUGAGGUGGUCUUGCUAAGAAUGGACAAAGAUUACUUUUUGAAGACUUCAAUGAUUUUUUUUUAACUGAUCCGAAUUCAAUUCAAUUGAAAUACAACAGUGUUUACCUUAAGAAAUAUCCAACAGUUAAGAAGUUACUGUACUUGAAAGGUAUAUAAUUUUUCCUUUCCCUACACUUUAAUGUAGUAAAUAUACCAAGACAGGUUUAGUGUCUGAUCUUUUUCUUUUUUAGUUUGAGCACUGGAGCUACAAGGCUAAUGUAUCCAACAAGUAAUUGAUGCCUAAACUUCACCAGUUAGCUUCAAACUACCUGCCUGAUAGCACCAAACAUCAGAUACCAAAUAGGUCUUGGAUUAGCAACUGUUCAUGGCAGUAAGAGGGAAAUUGUGCAAAUCCUUUGAUGUAAAUCUUUUGAGGCCACUGAUCUUCAGUAUUAUUUCUUUAUUUCAGCUGUUGAAAAUUUCUACUUUCUUACCCUGACAGUAUAAUUCUGUCGUAAUGUUUUUUUUCUUCUGUGUGUAAUUUACUAAAUUUCUUACCUGUCUAUUGGUUUGCAAAAUGUGGAGCAUGUGUUAAUGAUGGGUUUAUGUGCUUAUUUAAAUUGCCACCUUCUUAUUUUUCGAAUAUUAAAAUCACUCACCAUGGUACAGUGUAAGCUAAAGUGAUAAUGUCCGUUGUCUGAAACUUGCUAAUUAAUUAAAGGGUAAAUCCACUGUUUUUUUAAAUCUGUUAUAAUUCAGUGGUUGAGAUGUAAAUAGUUAUUCAGAGUGGAGAUUGGUGUGAAAUGGUUCACUGUAAAGAAACAUCUUAGAUUUAAUUAAAGUGGUGUUGAUGGGAUCCAGGAUUGCCAUGAGUCGUAAGUAUAAUCUGUUGCUCAUAUACUGCUGCGUGACACACGAGAAUGCCAAGGGGGUCGUGUUCUGCCGGGGAGGUGGAAUUAGGCACGACAAUGGUGCAAGUGCAAGUUUUAAGAGCUCAUAAAUCAAUAUCUGGUAGAAUAACCCUCCUUUUUAAUUACAGUUUUCAUGUAUCUUGGCAUGUUCUAUUCCACCAGUCUUACACACUGCUUUGAAUAACUUUAUGGCACUUCUGGUGCAACAUUUCAAGCUGUUCAGCUUGGUUUGAUGGCUUGUGAUCAUCCACACGAGGUUUUCAAUUUGAUUAAAUCAAAGAAACUCAACAUUUUUAGGUGGUCGCAUACAGAGCUGUAUAUCUAAACAGUGUACUUAUAUCCAUAUUGUGUAAUAAUGUUUAAAACUCUCCUAAUUUAGCACCACUGUGAUCAGUUCUGACUUAGCAUGUUUCUCUACAAUGGAACAUUUCACACCAAACCACAAUUGUGCUUAUUUAUUUUUUAAUCACAUCUUAAUCAUUAAAUCUUCCAUGUGAAUGCCGCUUAAGGGAGUUUGCAGGACGGGAGGGUUUAAACAGGGUGCUGCUAAAUAUUCAUAUUAACAUAUUAGGGUCUUAAAAAUAGUUUGAUACUGUGGAGCUAAUGUGAACUGCCUGGAUGUGAUUAAAAACAUGUAGCACCUCAAAAAUCAUGCAGCGCCACCUAAUUUGUGACAAUCACUUGUGAACUUGUGAUGUUGCCAAAUCUUGUAAAGGUACGAGGCAGACCCUGCUUUGGUCUGAACAAUUCAGAGUUACAGAGAAAAACUUGGCUGAUCCUGUUAUUUAAUGUCACUUUGAUGAUUUGAUGAUGCUGUGAUGUACUAAAUAAGAACUGGAAUGUUUGCCAGUGUUGAACCUGUGUUUUCUUUUUGUUUUUUCUUUAGUUUUUCUUUUUUUUUUCUUGGCAAAUUCAGCUCACUGUACAUCACUGUUAAGAGAAUAUUGUUUUAUUUUUAUACAGUUGUUUCAAAAUAAAAAAAGUGAUUGGUAAAAUGCAUUAAACAACUUGUUGGGAUUUUCAACACCGUUCAGGUUACCCAGAAAAGCA
Messenger RNA from Astyanax mexicanus (Mexican tetra), 6177 nucleotides. It is a transcript of the gene sema4ab, whose product is annotated as sema domain, immunoglobulin domain (Ig), transmembrane domain (TM) and short cytoplasmic domain, (semaphorin) 4Ab. The coding region runs from base 448 to 2955 and encodes 835 amino acids. The record is from RefSeq and is a predicted model, not a curated record. The transcript has 17 exons. Gene Ontology annotation, biological process: neural crest cell migration; positive regulation of cell migration; negative regulation of axon extension involved in axon guidance. Lineage: Eukaryota; Metazoa; Chordata; Actinopteri; Characiformes; Acestrorhamphidae. Gene Ontology annotation, molecular function: semaphorin receptor binding; chemorepellent activity.